AUGGCCCAAAACAAGAUUCUCUAUUCUGCAAAGCUCGACGAGAACAUGCAAAGAUCAGCCUACUUCGAGACAAACAAGAGAACCGUCAAAUCAAACAUCAUGCUCAUGUUUGUGACAAAGGCGAUGGAUAUCAAGCUUCGAGGUGAAGCCGAUUUCAGGACUACUCUUGAAGAUCCAAUCAAACUCUUGAAACCUAUUGAACAAUUCAUGAAGAAGAGUGCUGAUGCUGACCUAAUAAAGGUAAAGGUAAAGGUAAAGGUAAAGGUAAAGGUAAAGGCAAAGGCAAAGGCAAAGGCAAAGGCAAAGGCAAAGGCAAAGGCAAAGGCAAAGGAAAAGGAAAAGGAAAAAAGGAAAAAAGGAAAAAAGGAAAAAAGGAAAAAAGGAAAAAAAGGAAAAAAAGGAAAAAAGGAAAAAAGGAAAAAUCAGGAUCAAUAUGUUGACUAUGGGAAGAAGCUCAAUCCUAAUCAGAUUGGAGCAACUGUCCCAGCUACUGUUCCAACUAUAGUUCCUGGUGCUUCAGCAUCCACAAGUGGAGCAUCAAGUGCUACAGGAAGCAUUAACCCACCUUUUCAACUUGCUGGUACUACAGGUAAUCAAAUGAUGCAAGAUCCUUUGGGAAUGCAGCUCAUGCAGAUUCCAACUCAAGGUGGCGGCACUGUGACUGUCCCUUACUCAAUGAAUGCUAAUGGUGCGUUCAGCAGAAUGCAACACGGCCACCAAGGAUUCAGUGGUGCUCAAGUGCGCCAAGGAUUUGAUGCAACUCAAGCUCAAACUCCGCAGAUCGUGAAGACUGCCUAUUACGAUAUGUCAAAUGUCUUCCACAAUGCUAUCAAGGGAAAGGAGGAGAAUGGCAAUGAUGUCUAUCUUAUUCCCUGUCCUGCUGGUACGACAAAUGUCAAACUUCAAGCCGACUGGCACCAUGCUGGUGAAAAUGAAGAUUUGCCUGAUCUUGCUACUGAAGCAGACCGAGGUCUGCAGUUUAUUCAAAGCAGCAGAAAGAAAAGAGAUCAUUUUGGGUUGUACAAUCAUGUCAUCAUGGACAGUGGUUGUACAAACAUCACCAUUUGUAAUGGUGAGCUCAUGCAUGGACUCCGUCAUUCUUACAAGGAACUUGAUAUAUACACUAAUGUGGGCAGCAGAGUUCUUGACGAAGAAUGUUUUCUACGAAGAUUUCCGCCUCCAGUUUAUCAAAAUGAAGAUGGAAUUGUCAAUGUACUUGCUAUGCGCGAGAUGAUUGCUGCGGGAUACCGCAUUACUAUGGAUACUGAUGCUGACAAUGCUUUUAUUGUGCAUUGUGAUGGAAACAGAAAGAUGCGAUUUGUGAAUUGUAAGGGUGUGUAUGUGUUGGAGCAACUUGGAGUGAAUGUCAAACCAGGUGCCAAAGAGACAAGUGCGAUGUACUGUUGUCAGUUAAACAACUUAAAUAUUCAACCACAUUUUGAACUUUCCAAACAGAAUGGAUAUGCUGGACUCGAGAUGACCUCCAAGAUGGCAACCAUUCAAAAGAACAAGGAAGGAUUCUUUCCAAGACAAGUCAAGGCUGCGAUGGAAGCGAGAAGUGCAAUGCACAUACUCAAUGCUCCAAGCACCAAAAGUCUGAAGUAUGCAAUCUGA
This is a messenger RNA of Cylindrotheca closterium, 1614 nucleotides long. Lineage: Eukaryota; Bacillariophyta; Bacillariophyceae; Bacillariales; Bacillariaceae. The record is from the annotation of a GenBank genome assembly.